AUGAGGGAUUCUACCAAAAACAUAUCAGCCGAUCGUUCUGGUUCAACACGUUAUUCAGUAAUUAAUGGUUCUCAAGAAGCUACUCGAACUCUACAACAAUUGGUCUGUAGUGAACUUCCCUCAGAAGUAUUGAAACAUCUAGAAGACGUUACUUAUACAACUGCAACCGAUGGAACUCAAAUCUAUUUCCCAUGUCCUUUCAAAGAAACUGAAGCUACAGUUGCAUUAAAAUCAGUCGAAGCAAGCGUUGUAGCUGCCAUUGCGGAUCUUCGUUACGGAGAACAGAAAAGAAAAAUCGAAAUCAAUCUUGAGCAAACAGCUACUUUCUUAUUCUCAACUUAUAUUGCUACAAUUGCCGGAAUGAAUAAACAACAUCCUGAUGUUAAAUCGAGACUGAAAGAUACGGACUUGCUCAAAGCACAAGCUAUCUUGUAUCGCAGACUGUCAGCAAAUCUUUAUGAAACUAAGAAUCCAGGGGAAUACUUUCAUAUUCAUGGAUCAUUAGAAGCUGGAAAGACAUUGAAUAUGAUUGGUUUGGAAGCAUAUCGACCAGAUCUUACAGAUUAUAGGGAAUGUAUUGAUGUUAUCGAAAAGCAUGUCAAACAAUAUACGGCUGCGGAAUUGGAGAUUAUGAAUGCUGAAAUAAAUCAAGCUGGUGUAACAGCAUUGAAAUGGGAAGAUUUUAAGAAGACAAGCCAUGGUCGGACACUUCUCAAGUUACCUCCUUGGCAACUCGAUAGCCUUCAAGAUGAUUCCCCACCAUGUCCAUUCCCAGAAGUAGCUCCCGCAACUCCUACUUCCAAACCACAAGUAUUAUCCGGAAUUCGCGUUUUAGAAUUGUGUCGUAUUAUUGCUGGGCCUGCCAUGGGUCGAACACUCGCUGAAUAUGGUGCCCAAGUCAUCAAAGUUACAUCUCCAAAUUUAUCUGAUGUUCCAUUUUUCCAAGUCGAUGGAAAUACCGGUAAACAUACCGCGGAUAUCGAUCUUAAAACGCCAGCUGGUCGUGCCACGUUUGAGGAAUUGCUUAAAUCCGCCGAUGUUAUUCUCGAUGGAUAUAGACCCGGAGCUUUGGAACGAUUAGGUUACGGUCCAGAAAAUAUCGUAAAAUUGAUCUCUGGAAGAGGCAAAGGGAUUGUAUAUGUCUCCGAAGAUUGUUUUGGUUAUCAAGGAGAAUGGGCUGGGAGACCUGGAUGGCAACAAAUCGCAGAUUGUGUAACGGGAGUAGCCUGGGCUCAAGGAGAAUUUAUGGGUCUCGAUGAACCUGUCGUUCCUCCUUUCCCCAUGUCUGAUUAUGGAACUGGAUGUAUGGGUGCUAUUGCUGCUUUGGUGGGAUUAUUUCGAAGAGCUAAGGAAGGAGGGAGUUGGAGAGGAACGACUAGUCUUUGUCAAUAUGAUGUGUUUUUACUGGGAUUAGGAUUAUAUGGGGAUGAUGUUAAAGAGAAGGUUAGAAAAGAUCAUGAUGAUCAUUUCUUUGAUUUGAGACAUGCGGAUAGUGUGGAUGAGGUUGGUGGGAGAGCAUUAAAAAGUAUGAGGAGAGCACAUCCCGAAUUAUUCGACGAGAAAAAUAUGCAAAAGACAUUCAGCAUAGGAUUCGGCGAGGAAAUCAAAUGGUGCAGAAGUCCCGUCUCAAUCGAAGGAUUACGAGUCGGAUUCGAAAGAGCAAGUCGUCCAAACGGUUAUGAUAAACCGACGUGGGAGAAUUGGGAAAUCGAGAAAGAAGUGGUGGAAGGAUAA
This is a messenger RNA of Botrytis deweyae, 1734 nucleotides long. RefSeq lists its product as uncharacterized. Bases 1 to 1734 code for a protein of 577 amino acids. Gene Ontology annotation, molecular function: catalytic activity. The transcript is spliced from 3 exons. The record is from RefSeq and is a predicted model, not a curated record. NCBI's taxonomy places the organism in Eukaryota, Fungi, Ascomycota, Leotiomycetes, Helotiales, Sclerotiniaceae.